Molecule: messenger RNA, 7267 nt
Organism: Fonticula alba
Lineage: Eukaryota; Rotosphaerida; Fonticulaceae
Product: TKL protein kinase
Exons: 8
Coding region: 47-7267 (2406 amino acids)
Biological process (GO): protein phosphorylation
Molecular function (GO): ATP binding; protein kinase activity
Source: RefSeq, a predicted model, not a curated record
CUCCGAAUGCCCCUCCUCCCCGGUCUUCUUUGCUGCCGGUCUCACGAUGGCUCUUCCCCGAUGCAAGGCGUCGGCCAGGAGUCUCUCGUGGACUCUUGCAUUGUUGCUUUUGCUUCUCUCUGUCUGCAUGCCAUGUGGCCCGGGCGCUGUCGGUGCCCAGCUCGCCGAGCAAAUCGGCGGAUCACUCUUUUGGAUGCAGUCACCAGGGGACAUUUACCCAAGAUCGGAAGGCCAUGUAGGUCGGCUCGUGUCGGGUCAGCCAUCUAUGUGGUACACUGUCACACCCUCACGAUGGCGCGCCUCCCGACAUCAGAUCGACCUGGACACAUUCAAGGACAUCCGGCAUGGAUUCUUUUUCCCCAGGACCAGUGAAAACCCCCUGACUGGUGAUAUGUCCGGUGUGCCGGCCAGCCCGACCCGCGGUCCCUUGGCUCUCCCCUCGAGCCGCUGGGAUCCGCUGUUCCUUUGGCAGCAUGGGAGCCAAAUUAUUUUGUCCACCACAGGCCAGAGCUACCCCUACUCGGGGCUCAAUGGCAUGCAAGUCACCCUGCUGGCCGGCCAGGCCAUCGGCGUCCAUGAGGCCACGGCCCUGGUGCUUCUGGGCUCCGGCACCACGGCCACCGCCCGGACGCUCAGCUGGCUGGGGGGAGAUUGGUCCGCCCAGUCGCACGCCGUCAGCCAGCCCGUUGGCCUGGGUGUGUCCGGCCUGCCGGGGAGCUUUCUCCUGGCAACGACCACGGGCUGGUCCUGCCUUCGCCCGGGGAAGGCCCCGGUUGUCCGAUCGCUCAACGAACGUCCGACCUCUCUGGUGGCCACGCGCUUUCUGACCUCGGACCCGGGGCUGAUGGACCUCGUCGUGGUCACCGCCAGCCGGCUGCGUGUUUACAUCGGCCUCAGUCCGGUGACCUGUGUGGCGGUGGACGUGCUCGAAUCCUCGGCCCUGCCGGCCGAUCGCCGGCCGCUGACGACGCACUUCGUCCCGGCGAUCCAGGACAUGUCCCGUCCCACGGGCUUCCUGCUCCUUGGCCGUGGAGUGGAUGCCCUCUGGCGAGUCAGCUAUCUACCGGGGCCGAAUGGACCUGCUGAUGGGCAGUUCAUUUGGCAGCCUUUCCUGCUGAAUUAUGCGUCCUUCUUCGAUCCUCAAAGCAACUAUCCCCCCAACAUCGCCAGCUUGAACCUCGGCUCAAGGUGGCAAGAGCACUGGGUCUACACUUACGGCAGGCAGACUUUCCUGCUUAGAGAACAGUUCGCAUGCAAGACCGAUGCCUCGAUUGAGUGCUCUGGUCAGAAACCAAGUUGGCGUUGUGCGCCGGGUCGCCGGCUCGCGCCUCUCCGCUCGCCGUUGGAACUGUGUGCCGGGUGCAUCGAUGGUCUUUAUCCCGUGCAUUUGGGUCUGGGUCGAUAUGACUGCCGGCCGUGCUCGGUGCCAGGCUGUCGGGUGUGCUCCGACGGCGGGGGAUCGUGCACUUCCUGCCACCGUGGAUUACUCCUGUGGCGGGACCCUGCCGGCGGGGCGGAUACCUGCACGGCCGGCUGCCCUGACGGCAGCCGCGCAUCCGGCCAGGUGUGCGUCGCCUCGGCCCACGUCCCAAUGGACAUUGAUAUCACCCCGCUGUCCCACCGGCCGGAGGGGGCCUAUGCUGUGACAACGUGCCCCACGCGCACGUAUCUGCGAAGCGGGCGCCUCCAUGUGUCGAAGGCGUCACUGACGGCCGCCGAGCCAGGGGCCCUUCUCGCGGGCAUGAGCUCCGGAGCGGUGAGCAUGCUGAAUGUCGACGCCCUGCGCCAGGAUCCGGCGUCCAUGUUGGACCAUGUGCCGGUCAGCAACUUGCCCAACUUCUCGGGCGUCCGACAGAUCAUCGAAUUGGAUCCAUCCAUCCGGCAGGGCAAUGUGCAGAUCAACAUCGUUGUUAUCGCCAGCCGAGUGCACCAUCUGGCUCUGUCCUGCACGCUACCCGAUGUGGGUCCCCAUGCCGAGUGCGAGGUGGAUAUCGUGUCCAAGGAACUGGCGGGCUUGGCUGCGACGACCCCGGCGAGGAAGGUGGCCCCUUCGGUGGUGGCCUUUGACGGGCACGUGGUUGACUUCCAGGAGGCCGAGCAACAGCCCGUAUCGCGCGCUCUCUCGGAAGGUCGAAGCAAACACCCUGCCAUGGUGAUGCAUCGCGAUCCAGCGACCGGGCAUUCGGAUGACUGGAUUUAUCAGUAUGAUCAUCGGUAUUGGGGGCUUUAUGCCUGUCCGUGGAAACUAUUCCGUCAAGGCGACGCCCGAUGCCAGCUCGAGGACCCGCGCUUCCUGCUCUACAAUGCAGUGAGCAUGUCGGCCCCCCCUUCCGGUGAGGGCAUUCACCCACUUCGGGGGUCUGAGGGCGUGUCUGCCGUCGAUGUCAAGCCAGACCGCAGCUGGGUGCUCAUUUCGCUGGCGACAGGCUCCCGGUCGCCGCAUCUCCCCUCGGAGGAUGUCGUGCAUGCGGGCACCCUGCAUGAGGGUGGGCGCUUCUUUUGGGCAGCUGAGCAUGUUCGCCUGGGCCUGCAGGCACAGGGCCGCACGCGUGACAUCGCCGGCAUGGGCAUGGUUCUGGCCGAACUGCCGAAUUACAACUUCGGCAACUUUGCCAUGUGGGGCGUCACCCUGCACGGGGUGGUGGGAUAUCCGAGCGCGCUGGUGGUGGUCUUCAACCAGAUGGUGGGUGUGUCGCUGAUGCAUUGCCCUGUCGGCGGCCUUGGACAGUGUCGGCUGGAGCCGGGACGAAUUUCCUCCUUCCACCCUUCGGUGGGCUUUUCCUCGCCCCAGCAGGUCCUGGUGGCCCCGGCCCCUGGCACGUGGACCAUGCACGAGGGCAGGCCGGCGGCGGUGACGCUGCUGCUUUUCGAGCGCGGCCCAAAGGCCCGGCAUGGGCUUCUGGUGCGCGUGGGGCUUGGUGCCUGUCCGGCGGGUACAUUCGGGCCGAGCUGCAUUCCCUGCGAUGCCCGGUGCCAGACAUGUUCCGGUCCCGGGCCGGGGGGGUGCAUCGUGCCGCGAUGUGGCGCCUUCAUGCCCUCGGAUCCGACCACCUGCCUGGCUGCCUGUCCGGCGGGCCUCCAUGCCGGGGCAGACGGCUCGUGCAGGUGCCAUGAGCAGUGUGCGGCUUGCGGCCGAACGGCGCACGACUCGUUCGUGUGCAAUGUCUGCCCGCCCGGCAUGGCCCUGGACCGGGCGCAGCCCCAGGGGGACCGGUGCUUCGCCUGCCACCCCUCCUGCGGGGAAUGCUCGACACCGGCCAGCGCUUCGGGGUGCCUCUCGUGCUCGGGCCCAGGCAUGCUCCUGCGUCCGGAUGGCACCUGUGGGUCUUCCUGUCCGGCAGGGACCUGGGCCGAUGCGCAUACCGGGACGUGUGACCCGUGCAUGCCUAACUGCGCCACUUGCACGGGUCCCAGCUCGUGCGGCACGUGUCAAGGGGGGUAUCUGCUGGAGCCGAUAUCCGGCUGGUGUAUCGCCUGUGCCGAUCAGUGUGCCCGGUGCUCAGGCCGCCUGGACGCCUUUCUCGAAUGUCGCACAGGAUACCGUUGGCUCAGCGGGGCGCCGCCCUCUGAAGCUGGGACGCCGGGAACCUGUGUGGCUUGUCCGAGGGGCUGCGCCGAUUGCCAUGGGAAUGGCCAGUGUGUGUCUUGUGAAUCAAACCACAUUUUCCAAGCGUCGACGCGCAGCUGCGUCUACGUCUCUCCGCCUGGCUGCGACACAUUCAAAGCAAAUGGCCUCUGUGAUCGCUGUAUGAUGGGGUUUUAUUUGGACGCCUCUGCGAAUGAAUGCAGAUCAAGUUGCCCUGCGGGGAUGUCGGCCGAUGCCGAGCGUGCGACUUGCCAGCCCUGCCAUGCAAGCUGCGCCGAAUGCAAGGCACCCGGGGACCCGGGGGCCUGUACAUCCUGCGCCGGGGGUAGGGCGCUGCAACCGGACGGCCGAACCUGUGCGGACACCUGCCCGCGGGGAUUCCUCCGGGAAGGGGCCGCCUGCCGGGCGUGCGGCAGCAAGUGCCUGGCCUGCUCGAGGGCUGGCGAGUGUGACGAAUGCCAGCCGGGGCAUUACAGCUCGUCGGCGGGCGCCUGCCUGCCCUGCCAUGGCUCCUGCGCGACAUGUACACAGGCAAGCGCCUGCGACACGUGCCACCUGGGCUUGGUGUUCCUGUCCUCGGACCCGGCGAUGCCCUCGCUGUGUGGGAGUGUCUGCCCGGCGGGGGAGCGCCCCGGUGCGGACCGGUGCACCGGCUGCGAUGAGAGCUGCACCGUCUGUGCCUCGGCCCGGGGGGACCUGUGUGAGGUGUGUGCGCCGGGCUACCGCUGGGAGGGCGAUCCGCCGCCGGCCGGCGGGAGUAAGGUGUGCGUGGCCUGUGGCCAGGGCUGUCUCUCGUGCACGGCAAGAAAGUGCUUCAGGUGCACCAGCGGGUGGUUCCUGGGGCCGGGGUCGGUGUGCGUGGCUGCCUGCCCGGCGGGCAUGUAUGGCGACCUAGUGGAGCAUGCCUGCCGGCCCUGUGAUGUCAGCUGUGCCACGUGCAGCGGGCCCUGGGCCCAGCAGUGCACCUCCUGCGCGGCCAACUUGGAGCACCUCCCAGCAGGGGGCCGGCCCGAUGGCCGGGGAUCGUGCCGGUCCCUGUGUCCGGAGGGCGAGUUCCGGGAAAUGCCCUCCGGCGUGUGCCAGCCGUGCGACCCGGCCUGCGCGGCGUGCAAUGGCCCGACGGAUGGGGACUGCUGGCGGUGCAGGGGCGGACUGCUGCAGGGGGGCGCGUGCGUCCAGGCCUGCGCCGCCGGGCAUGUGGCCAUGAGCGAGCGGUGCCUGGCCUGCCAUGUGUCCUGUGCCGAGUGCUCCGGGGUGCGCUUUGACCAAUGCCUGGGUGCCUGCCCGGCCGGGCUGCUGGCCUUCCCGGCCGGGGCGUCGCCGAAGCAGUGUGUGCCCAGUUGCCCGGGGAACUUUUUCGCCUCCGACGCCGGGUGCACGGCCUGCCCGGCCGAUUGCCAGUAUUGCCCGGCCGGGCCGGACACGUGCAGUCGCUGCAGCCGGUCGAAGCUCCUGUCGAAGGGAGCCUGCGUGAGCGUCUGCCCGGCGGGGUCGCUGGACGACCGGGUCCAGUGCUACACAUGUGACGGGUCGUGCGCGACGUGCCACGGCCCGGGGCCGCAGCACUGUCUGGCCUGCGUGGCCAGCGCGCCCUUGGUGUGGGACAGCACCUGCCAUGUGUCCUGCCCCCGGGGGACCUUCCGCCGGGAUGCCGAGUGUGUGCGGUGCUUCGACACGUGCGAGACGUGCUCCGGUCCCGGGCCCGGGGAUUGCACCAGCUGCCCGGUGGGCCGGGUGCUGGGCAUGGACGGGGCCUGCUUCGGGGAUUGUCCCCCGGGGCAGUAUGCCGGGGUGGUGCGUGGCGGCCAGCCGGCCUGUCACCCCUGCUCGGCGACAUGCGACCAGUGCCUGGGCCCGGGGGCGGCCGAGUGCACGGCCUGCCGGCCGGGCCAGCUCCUGGAGGAUGGCCGCUGUGUGGGCCGCUGCUCGGCCGGGUACUUCGAGUGUGCCGCGGAUGCGGGCCGCUGUCGAGCUUGCCCGGCCGGGUGCACCGAGUGCAUGCAUGACCGGUACCGGGGGCCGGGCUGCGAGGCCGCCUGUGGCGCAUGCGCGGCUGGGUGGGUCCUUUCGCCGCGGACCGGUGUCUGCGAGUCGGCCUGCCCGGCGGGGGAAUACCUGCCGGGGCCCGGCGAGUCGCACUGUGCCCCAUGCGCAGGGGCGUGCACGACCUGCCACCAUCGGGCAGACCGGUGCACCGGGUGCGCCGAUGUGGACCUCUGGCUGUGGGUGGACUCCGGCCGGUGUGCGGGCUCUUGCCCGGCGCAGGGGUACGCCCCACUGGCCAGGGAUGGCGUGUGUCUGCCGUGCGUCGACGGGUGUGAGUACUGCUCGGCGAGCGACGAGCAUCCGGGCUGCCAGUGGCCGGCCACCGGGGGGCUCAGCUGUCCGCGGGCCGACCGCUGCGAUGCCUGUGCCUCGGGGCUGCUGCUGCUGCGGGGGGCCGAGUGCGUGGAGUCCUGUCCGGUGGGAUUCUACGCCGAUUGGGAGGCGCCGCGGCCCCUGUGCGCGGCCUGCCAUGUCGGCUGCACGUACGCGUGCGUCGGGCCGAGCGAGGAGGAAUGCAUUCACCCGGGCGGAGGGGCCGCCAGGAUGCGCCUCGUGCUCGGCCUGGGCAUCGGCCUGGGCAUGUUGCUGGUGCUGCUGGCGCUGCUGGCGCUGGGUCUCCUGCUGCGGAGGCGCUCUCGCUCGAAGGCGCCCGCGCAAGCGCCGCCGGAUGAGGAUUCCACGGUUCUCAAUACGAUCGUCGAGAUGUCCCUGCCGGGGGCCAUGCUCGUGAGCAUGACACACGAUGUUGUGGCCCUGGACGAGGACCACCUCGGGUCCGGGGCCCAGGCGGCGGUGUUCGCCGCGCGGGUCGUCGGGGCGGGGACGUCCUCGCGCCUCGGCUGCAUGGACACCGUGGCCAUCAAGCAGAUGAAAGCGGACCGAAUGACACCCCUGCAGGUGACGCUCCUGCAGAAUGAAAUUGCCCUGAUGUGGCUGCUGCGGGAGCACGCGCACAUCGUGCGGAUUUACGGGUACAGCGAGGACCCGCCGGCCAUCGUGAUGGAGCGCUUUGAGGGGGACCUGGCGGGGCUGCUCCACUCGGACCUGUGGCUGGGCCUGGGCGCGCUGCUGGACCUGGGCUUGCAGUGGGCCACCGGGCUGGAGGCCAUGCAUGCGAAUGGGAUUGCCCACUGCGACUUGAAGCCGGGCAAUGUUUUCGUCCGGCGCGGGGCCGAUGGGGCGCGCUGGUAUGCGGCGCUCGGGGACCUGGGCACCAGCCGGAAUUUGAAUGCCGACCGGGCGUCGGCCCUUGUGACCGCGGCGCCGGAGCUCAAUGCCCUGACGGCGCGGUACGCGGCGCCGGAGGUCUUGCAGGCCUUCCAGCGCCGGCAUGCCCUCCGGGCCGAGCACUACCUGCCCUCGGACAUGUACAGCGCGGGCAUCCUCCUGUGGGAGACCAUCUCGCGCAGGGUCCCCUGGGAGGGGCUGCGCUUUGGUGGCAUCGCGGGGGCCGUGGCGGCCGGCGAUCGGCCGGCCCUUUACCAUGCCACGGACCCGGUGGCCCAGGAGGACUCGGCCCUGGGCCGGGGCCUGGCCGACGAGCUGUCCCGACUCUGGUCAGAGGACCCGGUGAACCGGUCCUCCGCGUCGCACCUGCGGCACCUGUUGGCGGAGCUGGCCGCGACCCUGGCCUAG